AUUAUAUGACGCAAUUUAACAACACAGCAACUUAACUGGGGCAGAUAGAUGAUCAUGACAACACGUUAAAAUCCUUGGAAUCAGGUGACUUGUAUACUGCCAUAAACUCUGAAGUCUUUUCAUCCACUGCGUCUUUGUUUACAAGCUACUUGUCAACAGCUCAGAAUCCUCAGAUUGACCAGAAGUAAUAUAAAUUAUUGCAUGCUAAAACAAAAGGUACCAGACACAGCUUUCAAGAGAGGAAUGGCAAAACUGAUCAGCCGGACGGGUUUCCUGUCCUACACCUCGGGGCUGUCGGCAUUCAGGGCCGCCAUCAUCCAAGGUCAUCGCACUUUCUCCGAGUCCACCAAACACAAGCAGAACAACGGGGAGGACAACUCUGGUAGGACCCCGUACACCCUGUGGCCCGAUGCCAAGCUAGGUCCGCUAGCCCCACAGGAUCCACGGUUUCCUCUCCCGGGCAACGUCGGCCUUGGAUUGAAGCUGCAGCCCCCGCAGUCUGAGAUCCCCAGCCCAUCAGCAGGUCCAGAUGUUCUAACACAACCCCUACCGUCAGACCGACAUGCCAUUGUGUGGGCUUACUAUGUACAGGCUGUGUCAGAGGCUCAAUCUGAUUCUGAGAUCAAGGAAGCUUACAAUACUCUUCGUAACCAUCCCACAGCACUAGAGUGUAUCGCUCAGGCUUGUCCAGAUAGCCUCAGGAAAGGGUUCUAUGAGUUAUUCCCAAGCAGCGAUAUAGGAUCAGAUGCCAGUUUAACAGUAGUCACCAUGUGUCAAAGAACACAGCACGACAUGUCAACUUGGUCAUCGGACGUGGAGGAAGAGAGAGAGGAACUUCUAGAACAUUUUGUGAUGAGUGCUAAGGAGAUUUGUAAGAUCCUUAGAGAUGCUGGUUACUGGGCUGACUUUAUAGAUCCGUCAUCAGGACAAGCUUUCCUUGGCGACCCGAACCCGAACACCUCCCUCUUUGAGACAGAUGAGAGAUUCAAGCAGCUUGGCUUCGAUAUCGAGGACCUCGGAUGCUGCAAAUGUAUACGUCAUGCCGUGUGGGGGACGAACAUCUUCGUGGGGGCGAUAUUCACGGAUGCCCCCAACAACUGCGAUCUUGUCAAAUCUAUUCUGAAGCAGGGAUCAAGUACCGAUGUACCGCCAAAGACUAGUUAGCUAAAGUAGUUUUAAGAUAGUGUUCUCUAGGCCGUGCACCUGAUGUAACUAUUAUUAUCAAGGGGAAUUAAAAGGAUUUAUUAUUUUAAAGAUAAAUGACAGAGUAUUUUGUAGAUUAGGGCCUCCUACAGUGUGUAUCAAAAGAAUGGUAAUCGGAACUCAGACGGCUCGUAUGAAUCAAUCAUCGAAUGUUACAAUUUACAUUUACCAGAAUGUGAAAAGAGCAGUCCUUCAUCCUUUUUUAAUACCUUAUUUAUACAAGUGACAUGCAGAACUGAAGUUGAGAGCGAAGUUGGCUCAGUCGGUAAAGCGUCUGCCCGUCGAACCAAAGAUCGUGGGUUCGAGUCCACCCGGGCGGAUGACUGAAGUCAGUGCGUCUCUCCCCUGUUUCAUAAAUGCAGGCUAUGUUACAGUGGAAAACACUCCGUCCCUCGGAUAGGACGUUAAAUGGAGGCCCCGUGUGGAGGAGAAUCACCACCUUUGCACGUUAAGAACCCACUGCACUAUUCGAAUAAGAGUAGGGGAAACCCCGGUGUAGUGGUCCACCUGCAUUCCCCAACCAGUUAUCGGGAGGAGAGACCUGCGGGUCACAGUUCUGUGUACGCGCCCUUCUUGGCGACCCAGAUUGGCUGGCUCCUCCAAUGCGCCUUUGAAUGUCUUUGACAGAUAUAUGGCACUAUACAAAUGCUGUGCAUCAUCAUCAUCAACUGAAUAAAUCAAUUUGGAAGACGAGCUACAUGUACAGAUUCAAUUUUUUCAAGUUUUGGGGAAUCGGUGAAGAAAAUGGAAAUUGAGGAACUGAGGAACUGCAACCUUUUCAGCCUAGAAUUCAUAACAGGGCUAUGCAAAUUGAAAAAAACAAUCACUUUAUUGCUGAGGCAUUUAAUCUCAGCCUAACCUGAUACUAAAACUUGAAAAAUGGAAUUUGUGCCUGAAGUCUUCAACAUCAUUGAGUCAUGAGUAGUGUAAGAGCUACAAAUAGGCUAACAAUAAAAAGAUGAAGAGUUGCUCAAAUUUUCCUAAUUUAUUCUGGUAUCAAAUUUAAAAUGUAACAUUCAAUAAUCUCUGAAUAUUUAUAGCCUUCAAAAAUUGGAUUAUCUUUGUUAUGUUCACUGUACAGUGUAUAUCAACAUUCAUUUGCGUACGUGUGGUAUGUCUCCUUAGCUAGUAUUCAAUUCAAUUUUACAGAUUUUCAAUAUGACAAAAUUAAUUCUUGGAUAAUUUGGGUAUUAAAUUCAUGAAUUUUGUUUUUUUAAAUGUGUAUUUAUUUCAUGAAUUUGGUGGUCAUAUAUGUAAGUAUCUUACCCAUACCUCAUUAUUUGCUCAAAAUUACAAUCCUACGGUUUAGUUGUAAAUGCGCAUUGUUUCGCAAUGAAUUACUAAGCUAAAGGAAACACUUCAAAAUGUUAUCAUAUUUAAAAUAUAUAAACAGUUUUGCUGAAUUUUACUUCAUACAAAGAAUAUGAUUAUUAAACAGAUGGUAUGUAACUUGUUAUUAGAAAGGUUGUAUAGUUAUUUUCAUUGUUGCUCUCUCAAAUCAAUGCAAUCCUCCCAAGUCCUGCAUAUUGGCAAAUUUCUUCAUUAGUCCUGACAGUAUUAUAUUUCAUUUCAUACAAUAAAGAGGAAAUGGUGUGUACAUUGAAUUUAUAUACAAAAUGAAGCCAGAGUUUGGGGUUGAAUCUUUGAAAAGUGUUACAAGAUUCUUGGCAAUGAAUGCUGCAAAGUUAUUUUUAUCUGAAAGAAUAAAUGUUCACAAUUGUCAUCUACAUGUAUGUACCGUUCCUUGGCCAUUAUUUGGAAGAAUUCUGAACAUUGACUUUUCUUGAUAUUGCCUCUUUUUCUCAGAGAUAUGACAGAAUUGGUAUUUGGUAGAUGGGCCUUCCUUUUGGUUAGAAGUAUGUUCACUCAGAACCAGCAGUGAUUUUGAUUGGCAUGUCUGUGAAAAUAUGGGCGGGUACUUUAUAGAGAGAUAUGAAAGAGAAAAGACAAUCUUUAGAAUACCAAGUUGUGACAAUCAUAGCAGUGUCAUAUCUUGGAGAGAAAUAGCAAAAUUUAUGACAAAAAAGAAAUGACAGUUUUCGAUUCUAGAAUACAACCCUGGGUGUAGGCAAACAUUUGUCAAAUUUACGUAAUUCCUUUGCCUAAAGAAAUUGCACUUAAGUGAUGGCUGAGGAAUUGCACAUGUGAUCAACUACUCGGGCAUUGGUCAAAAUUUUGCCUAUAUGUGGCAAACGUAAAGAACGACUGAGAAUAUGAUUAUUCAUCUAAGGAAAUGUUCCACAUUCGUGAAGUUGUUUGUAAACUACCCUCUCGCAUCGAGGGAGAAUUAUCCUUCAAUUUAUGGUUGAUAUGUUGUACACAUGUCUCUGUAAUGGUGUUUAAGUCAUUAACCAAUUUUGUACACGGUAAAGUAAUUUACUGAGAUAUUAAGAGCGAAGCGAUUAAAGCAUCCGCUCUUGCUUCUCGCUAUUUCUGUGUCACCAAAUUAUCUUUUUAGUGAGAUAGCUGAAAGUUGAUACUCAAGAUGGUUCAAUCCAAUUUACAGAUGUGCCUAUGAUUAUGCAUUACGCUGCUAUAUUCAAAUUUAUUGAGCUCUUAAGACAAAUCACAAUGGGUGAUUUCAAGUCCGGUGUCGACCUUUUGGUGUUGGUGUUAGGUCAAUUUUUACACGAUUAUAACACCAAACAUAACAUGAAGAUGGUCCCGAAAAGUCACUCACUAGUUGUUGAGAUGUCAAUAAUGUGAUCUGGAUCAGUUUUACAAAAUCUGAAUAAGUUUUGGAGCUAGGGGAAGCAAUCCAAAUUCCAACACUAACACCAACACCAAGGCCAACACCGGACUUGAAAUCACCCAUUGUAGUUUUGCCAUAAGUGAUCUUCCAGCACUAAAUGGUUUCAAAUAAGUAUGAAAGAUUCUUUCUUUUGUGUCUACAUGUUGAAGCUCAUAAUGCUUUGAAAGAUAGCAUGAGUACUGUUUAUGGAUGAUUUUAUGAUGAUCAAUUCAACUCAUCUGUAGGAAAGAUUGUAAUAGUUUUAUACAUUGGAAAGAUAUUGUCAAUUUGUUGAUUACGAGUUUCCAAGUGUACAUGUAUGAUAGUCCUUCAAAUUACAUUAUUCAUACGAGAAUGGUUUUCAUUGUUAGUUUUCCAUGGGAAUAUACUAGUAUUAUACUUACUCUAGUUUUGCGCACGUAUUCAGAUUACCAUUUAUUUUCUACUAUCAACAUUCAACACAUGCUUAUUUUGUAACAAGUUGAAAACUGUGCAAUCAACACCUCCUUUUAAAGAGUUUAAAUUGGGUUAGGGUCAAUAGUCUAAUAGUGUAAUACACCUACAUGUGUUUUUAUUUGUUUUAAAAGUUAAAGGAAAUUAAUGACAUCAAUAGAUCACUCUAACAUCAAGAGAAAAAAUGGACAAGCAUAUGCUGUGUAAGACAAAAAUAUUGUCGUUUUUUUAACCUUGACAAAUUUUACUACACUAUGCUUGAUGUUUUAAUUUGCUUUUGAAAUAAUGUUAUUUUAUUAAGAUCAAUAAUAUUUCAUCAUUUUAAGAGGUUGGCCGAUAUUCGGUUGUCCAUGUAUAUAAAGCUACAGUAUUGAUUUGAAGUGAUGGGAGAGGAAUAUUUGAAGAUGCAAAUCGAAUAAUUCCUGUCAAAAGGUAUUUAUCAUUACAUGUAUGUCAGGAAUUCAUUUACCUCAUGUUUCAAUAAAGUAAUAAUAAUUAUUAUUAUUAUUAAUAAUAAUGAUAGUAAUAAUGAUAAUUGUUAUUAUUAUUAUAGUGUUUCAAUAAAGGAAGAUGCUGAAAUAAAA
Molecule: messenger RNA, 4971 nt
Organism: Lytechinus pictus (painted urchin)
Lineage: Eukaryota; Metazoa; Echinodermata; Echinoidea; Temnopleuroida; Toxopneustidae
Product: cobalamin trafficking protein CblD-like
Exons: 9
Coding region: 202-1164 (320 amino acids)
Biological process (GO): cobalamin metabolic process
Cellular component (GO): mitochondrion
Source: RefSeq, a predicted model, not a curated record